AUGCACCGUGCUAAUAUUAUAUUACGCACUGCGGUCACGGCCGCCAAUGCCAAUGCCGUAUUGACAGGGGAAGGUCGGCCCUUCUCUAUGGUGACACGGGAGGUUAAGGCCAUGCAGAAUCACAUUUCCAGCCUUGUCGCUAACAAGGAAAAUGAAGUGCUGGAUUACGCCGGUAAGUACGUGCUGUCGUCUGGGGGAAAGCUGCUGCGGCCCACAUUAGUAGCAAUGAUGGCCCAUGCACUCGUGCCGCCGCACAUGAGUCAGCAGUUUCAGGCCAGUGAUAUUGGAUCACUAGACGAUAUUCCUUCCGGCACGAUCCGCCCCUUUUUGCGGCUUGGGGAGGUUACAGAACUUAUACACACCGCUGCGUUGGUACACGAUGAUGUGAUUGACGAUAGUGAGAUGCGCCGCGGGAAGCCUGCACUGCAUUGCGUGCACGAUGUCAAGCGUGCCGUGCUCGCGGGUGACUUCCUGCUAGCGCGGGCCUCACUGUGGAUUGCUUCCCUAUGUGUCCCUCGCAUAGUGGUGUUGAUGACCACAGCUUUAGAGGACUUAACGCGUGGGGAGAUGAUGCAAAUGGAGGGCUGCUUUGAUCUUGAAAGGUACGAAGAGAAGACGUACUGUAAGACGGGUUCGCUUAUUGCUAAUUCCCUAGCAGCCACGGCGGUGCUUGCGGAUCCCUCGAACUCUGCCCAUGAAGUCGCUGCUGGGGAGUAUGGCAGGCGGUUAGGCAUUGCAUUUCAAAUCGUGGACGACUGCCUCGACAUCACAGGAGAUGAAAAAAACCUUGGAAAACGGACAAUGGUGGAUAUGAAGGCAGGAAUCGCCACCUUACCCACUCUUCUCGCCGCGAGGCAGGACAGUAAAGUGGAUGCCGCAGUGCGCCGCCGCUUUAAGGAGCCCGGCGACGCGGAGAUUUGUGUGGAGGCUAUCGAGCGUCACGGUUGUGUUAUGGAGGCGUUACAGCACGCAGAUCAGCACUGCCGACGUGGCAUUGCGGCGCUACGCACUCUGCAUGAGUCGCCUGCUCGUGAGCGGCUAGAAGCGGCGAUGAAUCUCCUCCUGACACGGGAAUUGUGA
Molecule: messenger RNA, 1080 nt
Organism: Trypanosoma brucei brucei TREU927
Lineage: Eukaryota; Euglenozoa; Kinetoplastea; Trypanosomatida; Trypanosomatidae
Product: farnesyl pyrophosphate synthetase, putative
Exons: 1
Coding region: 1-1080 (359 amino acids)
Biological process (GO): isoprenoid biosynthetic process; ubiquinone biosynthetic process
Cellular component (GO): transferase complex
Molecular function (GO): prenyltransferase activity
Source: RefSeq, a predicted model, not a curated record